AGAGCGCGCCGGUUGUUUGUAACUUGCAACAAGAUGGUGUCACUUACCGAGGAGACAAUUGGGUCGUGCAAGGACCAGUCUGUGAAGAAGUACACCUGGCACACUCCAUCAGGGUUCUCCGUCUCUGUCAUAUCGUAUGGCGCCAUCAUACAAGCCAUCAGGGUUCCAGACAAACACGGUGAGGUAGCGGACGUGGUCCUCGGCUUCGACAACCUCCAAGACUACGUCAACAAAAACGAGCCGCACUUCGGCUCCACCGUCGGCAGAUGCGCCAACAGAAUAGGCGGCGCGAGCUUCGAGAUUGACGGCACCACCUACACCCUCGCCAAGAAUAUUAGCGGCAAAGAUCAUCUUCACGGCGGCAUCAUUGGCUUUGACAAGGUAAACUGGGAGUCAUCAGUGAAAGACAACACGGUGGUGUUCAGCUACCUCUCUAAAGACGGCGAGGAGGGUUACCCCGGCAACCUGAUAACCAACGUCAUAUACGAGGUUAAAGACGACACCCUGUAUGUCAAAUUCAUGGCGACCACCACCAAGAGGACGGUGGUCAACCUCACCAACCACUCGUACUUCAACCUGGCCGGACACGCCGCGGGUGCCAGGGAGCUGUAUGACCACGUGAUCAGCAUUAAUGCUGAUAGAAUAACUGAGACGAGUGCGGCUUCGAUCCCAACGGGUCGUUUCACCAACGUGGGCGGUACGCUGUACGACCUGCGUAUACCGACGCGGCUCGGCGACCGCAUGGACAAGGACCCUAAGCUGUACGAUGACAACUUCUGCGUCACUAAUUAUGAUAAGGGGCUGAGGUUCGUAUCGCGAGUCCACCACCCAUACUCCGGUAGGUUCCUGGAAUUAUACAGCGACCAGCCCGGCGUCCAACUGUUCACAUCCGACAACUUGCCCGGUCCGAACGACCCAGCACUCAUCGGCAAAGACGGCGAGGGUUACAGAAGACACGGCGCCUUCUGCCUCGAGACACAGAACUUCCCAGAUGCCGUGCAUCAUCAGAACUUCCCGUCCGCCAUACUCAGCCCCGGGGAAGUAUAUACGCACACGGUGACGUACAAAUUCGGCGUGCUCAAAGAUCGAAGUCCCGAGGUGGUUAUUUCCUAAUGUAUACAUGUUUUUUUAAUUAUUUAUUAUUUGAUAUAACAAAACUUUGGUUUAAGCCUAGAAAUCGCCAAACUUCUUCGUCAUCGCCAAACGUUGCCAGACUUCGUCACGGUGUUUGUGCGCGUGCGACUAGUCGUAUGCGAAUUAUAAUUGCAUAAAUUGAUCAAAAAUGCUAUGCCGCGGCAGUCCCCGAGUGUCAUACGUAUUUUUUAUCUUGUUUUUUUUUCAGGAUAAUUGUAGGAAUCCCAAUCCCACUGACGGACACUCACACUUAUGACAGUUGCUUGGGAAGUCAGAGUCUAAUCCUUUAAGGGCAGUGGGAAGGAACUGUUAAAAUUUUCCUGCAGUGGACGAGAUUCCUACAGUUAUCCUUGAAAAAGUAAGAUUUAAAAAAUCUUUAUACUUUUUAAUAUUCGCUCAUUUGGUACAACAACGCCGUAAUUACACUUUUACAAAUUUUACAGGAGACCCAAUCAAAGAUUCGUAUCCAAUGUAUAGC
This is a messenger RNA of Aricia agestis (brown argus), 1612 nucleotides long. Its product is annotated as galactose mutarotase-like. Gene Ontology annotation, biological process: glucose metabolic process; beta-D-galactose catabolic process via UDP-galactose, Leloir pathway. The coding region runs from base 34 to 1113 and encodes 359 amino acids. The transcript is spliced from 6 exons. Lineage: Eukaryota; Metazoa; Arthropoda; Insecta; Lepidoptera; Lycaenidae. The record is from RefSeq and is a predicted model, not a curated record. Gene Ontology annotation, molecular function: aldose 1-epimerase activity; carbohydrate binding.